Messenger RNA from Penaeus chinensis, 2423 nucleotides. RefSeq lists its product as uncharacterized. Bases 503 to 1234 code for a protein of 243 amino acids. NCBI's taxonomy places the organism in Eukaryota, Metazoa, Arthropoda, Malacostraca, Decapoda, Penaeidae. The transcript is spliced from 5 exons. The record is from RefSeq and is a predicted model, not a curated record.
GAGUGAUAACCGGUGCCCGGUCAUAAUGGCACCAUUCUUGCAACAGACGUCGAGACGGAAGCACCGCCGUCCCCCGCCUUGACCAGUACCAGUCUACUGCAUGGCACUCUGAGGAACGGUGCCAUUAGGAUCUUGACCGAGUAGCCUCCGCUCGCCUCUGCCGCCAGCCCGCCUGCUUGGAGCUCUUGAAUAUUUCAGAAGAGCGAUCAAUAAUUUUUGAAAUAGGGGUCUCUAAGCGACUCUUUUUAUCUGUGAGAAUUUGUUUAACUUUUUACUUUCGAAGGAAAAGCGCAAGAAGAACUUACGAGUGAAUGUUUCCGAUUAAGAACUGUGAACUUGAUUACUGAUGAACAUUUUGCGACGGUGAGAAAUAGCUGUUGUUGAAUACACUGUAGAACAAAUAUUAAUUUUCCUAAGAGGAAGUGAUCACUAACAAGAAGAAAGUUCGAACAAAUUCCGUUGAUCAGGCCUCAGUCUACAUCAGGUGAACACAGCUGACAUCAUGAAGAAGUGCUGUUGGUGUUGCAUCAGCCUCCAGAAGGGAGUGGUGGCCAUUGGCGUGCUCAGCGUGAUCGCCUCCACGCUCCUGACAGUGGGCUACGGCGCCGUCUCGGCCACCCUGGAGGAGCACGUCGCGGCCUGCAGGAGCGGAGAGCCAAAGGACCUGCUGGGACUCCUGCCGACGUGCGAGGCCCUCGGGGACGCCGGCACGCUCUUGGCCGCCCGGAUCUUCGUGUACGUGCAGGUGGCCGUGUGGCUGCUCUUCCUCGUUUUCUCUGUGCUGCUCAUCGUCGGCGCGGUCAAGGAGCGGAGCGGCCUGCUGGUGCCCUGGCUGGUGCUGUCCGUGGUGGUGAUGGCGGCCGUGGUGUGGGCGGGCGUGCGGGCGGCCCUGCACCACCACACCUUCGACCUCCUUGCCUCGGUCCUCGCCCUCGCCGUCUGCGCCUACUUCUGCCUCGUCGUCCGCUCGUACUCGAAGCUCGUCAAGAAGCAGGGUCUCGUGCCGGUGCUCGUGCCUUCCACCUUCCACGCCCACCUGCGCCGCCCGUGCGAGUGCUGCUGCGAGGACGAGGUGCUGUCGACGCCCACAGUCGGCUCCCGCGCCCAGUCCCACAGCCAGAGCCGCCUCGCAGGGUCUCCGCAGGGGCGUGACCAACCCCCUGCCUACUCCCCGCGCCCGCCAACGCCCACGAAGAAGGGUCCGCCGCCCACGGGGCUCGGAUUCAAAAUCUGAAGGGCGGACGGGGAGGUGUGGGAAUACCUUGCAGAUGUGCGUUGCACUGGAUCGACUUUUUGUGAUUUGAUGAGAAGCUGUAGUCGGUUAUUAUUAUCAUCAUAGUUAUUAUCAUUAUUUUGCAAGUACGACGUACACCAAUCUUUCUUCUUUUUAUUGCUAUUCCUCAUGCCAGGAACACAGAUAUUUAGCCAAAUUUAUAUUUUGUUUUUCUUCUUCGUAUGAUAAUUAUCCGUUUUUUCUGUUCAUCGUUGCAAUUUCUUUUAUUCUUUUACGUGUAAAUUACAAAUAUAUAUUUGUAAAAUCAUGUUUGGGUUUUAAAUGAUGUAUAACAGGUUCAAUUUGUUUUCAGUUAUUUAUUAUUACAAUAUAUUUUCCUCUCCAAGUAUAUUUUCUUUUCGAAGUAUGCACAUAUAUUUUUCUGUCUUUAAUAUGUUUAUUUUCCUCUUCAAAUGUCACAACGAUCUCGUUCAUCACUAACUUUCCUAAGUUGCAUGGGUCAAAGUUCCUCUGGUUUUAAGCACGUUUUAGCCUUUGUCUGGAUCAGACAUUCCUUCUGGAAGUCUAAAGUACAAGAGGGUAUACAGAGAGUCGCAAGCAUACAAACACAUGUAAACAUAUAUUAACACACACACACGCACACACACACACACACACACACACACACACACACACACACACACAUACACACACACACACACACACACACACACACACACACACACACAAACACACAACAUUCCGGCCCUGACAGAAGUCUAGCUUAAUGUAUUAAAACAUAAAAAGUUGAGUGGUUUAUGUUUAAUUCUUUUUUAUUCAGCUAAUAUAUGACAAUGAACACUGAAUUUGAAACAAGCUUAAUGGAGUGUAGGUAAAUAUAUAUGUAGACGGUUGUGAAGGUCACCGCAGUCCGUUUUCUAUAAUACAAACGGUUUGUUAACUUCGGUGAGAAAGGAAACGGUUACUGUAUCUAAGUAUAGUUUUUUAAUUGCUUUGUAACAUUAUUCGCUUCAAAGGUGAGAAGGCAAUAUUUUUGUUGCUGCUUAGGUGCCUGUAACACGAUCAUUCUCAUACCAAUACCCUUUUUAUUUUUUUUGUUCUUGUUAUUUUUUAAAUGCUUCCGCCAUUUUCGUAUAGUAACCCUGUUAAUGAAAUGUAUAUAUUGUUAAAUAAACUAACAAAAAUAUUA